AUGCACAUGCCACAGGCAUCAAGCGUGCAUACAACCGGGCAGUCAGACGAGCACAAGCGAGCCCCUUGCAGGGAACCUUCUAUCGUGGCCGAUGGUCGAGCACCCGUCCUCUCGCCGCAGCCUCGGAUGGACCGUCGUCCCCAGCUGCAUGCUGCCGCCCCUGCCUCUGCCGCCAGGCUUCUGCAUGUCUCUUACAAUGCGGGUGGGCUGACGGGUGAAUCCUACCAGGAGUUGAUGCAGUGGCUAGCCCAGCUGCCUCCAGAGCAGUGCCCAAUGAUAGUGCACAUCCAGGAAACGCAUUGGUCGCACGAUCAGGAAUACAGCACACCAGGCUGGCACAUCAUAUCGUCGGCCUGCUCCUCCCCUAAGGCAGGGGGUCUCCUCACCCUAGUCAGCGCUCAACUCUGUUCGGCAAAUCAGAUCUCAUCCUCCUCUCGCGUCGCAGGCAGGCUGCUCCACGUACGCAUCGAUCUGGGAGACCGCACGGUGGAUGCAAUUAACACCUACCAGAAGGUUUAUCAUUCUGGCAGCACGAGAAUCGAGAAAGGUCAGACUCAAACCGCGGCCGAUCAGCGCAUGGGCGUCUGGACAUCUCUUCGUGGCCACCGCCGAUAUGCCUGCCCGCGGCGGCAGCCCCUGCAACUGGCCUCUGGCGACUUGGAGACAAGGGGGACGCCAUCGACCGGUGCAGGCUCCUUGAUCUCCAAGGCCUACGCAACGCCUGUCGCGACCCGAGUCAUCCAGGAAUUCGGCACCUUCGUGCCUCUGUCGAGGUAUGUGGCAAGCCUAUCACUGCUGGCGGCAUGGACCGACGACAGGACUCGCGAAGCUAAAAGGGCCUGGUUUCAUGAUCAAAUUCUUGGUAUGGAGCGAGCAUCUGCUGCCGGGGACGUUAGUCCCAACGGUGAGCUUUGGUCCCCUACGCAACAGGUGGACUGCCUCAAAACCUUCUUUCAGGAUCUGUAUGCGCCGGAGGACGAACCGGCACUACCACCUCUACCGCACCCACGGCGGCGAUUGUUGCCUGUGCUGAUCUUCUUGCGCCCUGGCUCAGUGACAAGGUCAGUCAUCCAGUACUCCCACGACAACUACGCCCUAUCGGGCUCACAGAAAGCACGACGCAGCACAGGGGAGGCGCUGCAUCGCGUGUUCAGCCACUGUCACGAAGUGUCCGCGGCCAAUCUUAAGCCUGCCUACAAUAUCCACCGUGCCAGAGACAAGCUGGCCCAGGCUGACACACCCUCAUCCCAUUCCUCUGCCUCCAAGCGGAAACGGACCGGAGGGGUCCAGGCAUCACUGGACCUUUCUCAAGCGUUUGACCGGCUCAGCUGGAGUCUUAUACACGAAGCAUUGCUUGAGGCCCAAGUUCCUAUUGAGCUGAGGGUACAAUUACUUGAGUUCUACAGAGGUCUGGGCUAUCACCUGACCUUUGGUUCUGAGCAGGCCACCGUCCAAGCCUUGCGAGGAGUCAAACAGGGCUGUAAAGUGGCUCCACUACUGUGGAGUCUGGCUACAGGUCUGCUCAUGCACCGAUUGGCCCGCGCGACUUCAUCUGAGUGGGUCCGUCGUGCCCUCACGGCCUUUGCCGAUGACUUUCACAUUGGACAGGUUGUCUACUCCACCCGAGAUCUGCUUCUGUCCAUCGACAGGCUCGGCCACGUUUUACAACUGCUCAUUGAUGCACGCAUGAAAGUCAAUAUUGACAAAUCCGUGAUUCUCCUCUCUGUCAAUCACUCCUAUGCCAGCCGCUGGCGACGUAGAGAAAUUCUCUCUGACAAGGAGGGCACGCGCCUGCGAAUCUCGACACCCACGGCAGGCACCUUCAAGAUGCCAAUAGAUCAAUGCGAAUUGGGCCUCUUCCAGAACUUCAUGACACCGCCGGCGGGAAUGGACGCCUCAGCGUCGACCAUGACGUUCGCCAGCACGAGCUCGGAACCCAAGGGCAAAGGUCGUGGAACGAUCACUGGAGCUCGGACCAGUCUUGGUCCAGCGGCCACAAUGGCCCGCCUCCUUCUCCGCCACGAGCAGCAGCUGCAGAGCAUCCAACAGGACUGCAAGCUGCAUCUCUAUCUCCGCAGUGGGAAGGAAUCCUUUCUUCCCAAUCUAUGCGAGAUUGCAAAGGAAUGGAGCCGCCUUCGUCGCGACGAACCGGGGAAGAUCAACAGUCCGCUGCGCACUCUCCUCCUCCGAGCCACCUUGCAGGAGAUGGAGACCCGGAUCAAGCUCACCAUCAGCAAGGAGAAGCAGACGGCCAUCGACAUGAAGUGGUACAAGGAGGAGGAGGGCUGGACUUACAUGCAGUGGAAUGCACAAAAAGGACAGCUCGAACUUCAAGCCACUCCGAGUCCACUUGCCACCGAGACCCUCCUCGAACUCCUCCGAGAGCUUCGCACCCUUGUGAAUCCAGACUCUGUGAAGAAAUUCGCGUCCCUUCGCGGACUUCCACAGGAACCCCAGUCCGAAUGGAUCCACUUUCAGCUGGAGCUCGGGUUUCGACCACAGGGGGACCGCAUGUGGGAAAUCUUCCAGAUGACCGCCCCGGCCUGUCAGGCCUUGCGGCCCAAAUCCAACAGGCAGUCGGAGGCUGGUGACACCAACCACUCCAUUGGCCUCGACCUCAAAGUCCCCUUGCACUUUCAGCCAUUGCUUCAUGCAGUCCUCCACAAUGCAGAUGGCACUGCCUGCUACAUGAACACAGCUUUUAUUGCCCUGCUUUGGGCACUCGGCUGCUAUGAUCCCGCUCGAUCUGGUUCAUUGUGCAGCUUGUAUCAGUGCUUGACUGCGAGGUCGGACCUUCGAUUGAUGCGCAACAUGUGUUGGACCAUGCUGCUGGGGAACUGGGCCAGGCCCAAUCAACAGCAUGACAUGCACGAAUUCCUGCUUCACCUCAUGCCGAGAGUCCGAUUGGAGGCCUUCAGCGGUCUGUGGCAAACUCGCAGAGUGGAGGACACAGGCACUGUGGUCUGUGCAUCUUCCAGUGCAUUGCUCCCGGUCACUGUUGACCUGCCCCUGGAGGCACGGGGGCUUCAGCAUUGCGUACAAGAGUGGUCUGCCCAGCAUUAUCAUACCGCCUUCGAGGGAACCUUGCCUCAUCUCCUUUGCCUCCACCUGUCGCGCUACAGGCGUGAUGAUGAAAGGGGCAUUCUCAGCAAGGAUGAUCAGGCUCUCCCGGACUGGUCUGAAGUGCUACGCAUUCCGCAAUUUGCGACGUCACAUGACCUUCAGAAGCACUGGCAACCCUAUCAGGUGUGUGCCAUGGCUCUCCACUACGGUCCUGCCUUGCACCAGGGGCAUUACCGCUGUCUGACGCGAUGGGGUCAAAAUCCAGUGCGAGUCUGGUUGCAUGACGACAAUCGUGCAGCUGUGCCCCUCUCUCUUCCAGACUCUGUUGAGCUCAGUCGCAAAGCCUAUCUGAUAUGGGCAAUACGAUUGGACUGA
Messenger RNA from Symbiodinium sp. CCMP2592, 3438 nucleotides. NCBI's taxonomy places the organism in Eukaryota, Dinophyceae, Suessiales, Symbiodiniaceae. The record is from the annotation of a GenBank genome assembly.